UCUCCAGGCAAUCCCAGAGUUCUGCGCGCAGUAGAGAUGGCCGCCUCCGUUGGCAGGGCGCUUGUCCCGGUUCAGCGAGUGUUAGGACGCGGUUUAACGGGAAGAACACAGUGUCUGGAGUCCCUGCUUGACCCUGCCAGGCGAUGCCCCCCUCCGACGCUGGUCCAGACGCGGACGAAGAAGCGCCAUUUCAUCCCCCCCUCCGUGGGAGCCAAACACAAGACGUUCUCGGAGCAGGAGUCUUCGGCGAAGGCAGCGGGGGCGGUGGUGCGGCAGCAGUACAUGGAGCGGGUCAUCAACAUCACCUGCACAGCUGGGAUAUUCGACCCCUACAUCCCCCCGGAGGGAGAUGCCCGCUUGUCUACGCUGUCCAAAGAGGGCUUGAGACAGAGAACGGAGCAGCUGAAACAGAGUGCUGGCUCACAGCUGGCCGUCCGUAAAAUCAAGGAACACGAUCCAGACUUCAACACAAAGGACUUCCCAGCACGGGCGCAGGAGAUUUUUAUUGAAGCACACACCAACCUCACCAGUUUCAACAAAGAGAAUCUUCACAGCCUGGUAACAGAGAGGUGUUAUCCAGAGAUGGUGCGCGGGAACCGCUACAAGACCCUGCGCUGGAGCUUCCUGGAGUCCCUGGAGCCACCGCGGGUCGUUCACGUGCGCUGUCCCGACAUGGUCAGCAAGGGCAACCUGUACGGACAGGUCACCGUCCGCAUGCACUCCAAACAGACGCUGGCUAUCUAUGACCGGUUCGGGCGGCUGAUGUACGGCAGCGAGGGCGUGCCGCGGGACGUGCUGGAGUACGUGGUGUUUGAGCGGCACCUGGUCAGCCCCUACAGCCGCUGGAGGAUGCAUGGCAAGAUCGUACCUGCCUGGGCACCCCCCAAGGAC
Molecule: messenger RNA, 891 nt
Organism: Polyodon spathula (Mississippi paddlefish)
Lineage: Eukaryota; Metazoa; Chordata; Actinopteri; Acipenseriformes; Polyodontidae
Gene: mrpl45
Product: mitochondrial ribosomal protein L45
Exons: 7
Cellular component (GO): mitochondrion
Source: RefSeq, a predicted model, not a curated record